AUGAAGAUGAAGGUGGGGAUGCAGAAAUUGGCCAAGUGGUAGCUCUUCCGGACACUACUAGUACGAGUACAACUUCGACGUCCUGUUGCAUUACAGAUUACACCACCAUCUGCGACUACCAAUCUCGAACCUUCAGCCUGGAGGUAGACUUGCUCGUGAACAACGAGAAGGAAAGAAGCGCUAGCGCAGACAUGACCUCGUCCAAAUUGGACGACACAAGCAAGUCCUUACGUUUAACUGCGUCGCUAGAGUAUUUCGAGGAUGGUAGAAGGUCAGGAGCAAGCACGCAACCUCUAGGCGAUGCG
Messenger RNA from Amoebophrya sp. A25, 305 nucleotides. Lineage: Eukaryota; Dinophyceae; Syndiniales; Amoebophryaceae. The record is from the annotation of a GenBank genome assembly.